Messenger RNA from Lethenteron reissneri (Far Eastern brook lamprey), 4453 nucleotides. RefSeq names its product semaphorin-5A-like. Gene Ontology annotation, molecular function: chemorepellent activity; semaphorin receptor binding. Gene Ontology annotation, biological process: positive regulation of cell migration; neural crest cell migration; axon guidance. Lineage: Eukaryota; Metazoa; Chordata; Hyperoartia; Petromyzontiformes; Petromyzontidae. The record is from RefSeq and is a predicted model, not a curated record. Gene Ontology annotation, cellular component: plasma membrane.
CAUCAGCAUCCAAGGCGCUCACUUGCAUGCAUGUGCAGCUGCGAGUUGGGUGCAAUUCAUCCCUCUUGGGUUGUUCAGCACAUAACGUCUCUCGAUGUCUAACACGCAUGCUCUGCCCCACCGAUUUGCAGACACACGUAGACACGCAGGCACACUUUCAAGAGUCUAACACUCCAUCACAACAGACGCACACUCUUUCAUCACAUGCAUCGUCAGUCACUGAGGCUGCGUCAUAGACAUCGUCUUUUUGUAUGUCAGGCACACGCAGAGGGUACCUCGGUGGUUUUCACUCGCCGUCUUCCCAUUGUCACACGCACACACACGCGCUCUCUAUCUGCACCACACACGACACCACACACACACACACUCUCUUGUCGCGCAGUGUACAGCAACGCACGCGCGUCUCCUCCAACGGAGCUGCAUUCGUCCCAAAAACAAAACUUUGACGUUGACAUCUUGAAGAAGCCACCAAGGUGCUGCCAUGCCAGACGCGUUGAGCAGUCCGCGCAGGUGAUCAUUUGCCGACAGCAGCUCCCGUUGUCUACAAUGCGGCCGUCUGGGUGACUGCCGCUGCCACAGCCCCCAACACACCCUGCAGCGCCCCCCCUCCCGCGCCAGCCGGCCCACCGCUCCGGGCACGAUGCCGCCAUCCCGGCCGCCCCACCUGGGCCACUACCGGCCGCCCCUGCCGCCACCGCCGUCGCUCGCGCAUGCAGCGGCCUCCCUGCUGGCGAGGCUCGCCGUGUGCCUGGUGGCCCUGGCAGCGCUGGGCAGGGCCGGGCCGCAGGACUCGGAGCAAUGCGCUCGCAAGGAGCACCCUCGCUCCAGCCUUGCAGACGUCUCCCCGUGGCUCCAUAACUUCACCUUCUCGGGAGCGGUCAAUUUCUCACAGAUCGCCUUUGAUCCCAGCCGGGGUCAGCUGAUCGUUGGAGCCAGGAACUACCUGUUCCGGCUCAGCAUGUCUAAUCUCAGCCUCAUCCAGGCUACUGAGUGGAGCUGCACAGAGACCACCAAAGGUUCAUGCUUCAGCAAGGGCAAGUCAGAGGAGGAGUGCCACAACUACGUGCGGGUGCUGCUGGUGAGGGCAAGCAGGCUCUUCAGCUGCGGCACCAACGCCUUCUCGCCCAUCUGCACCGAACGCACGCUGGGCAACAUGAACCGCGUGCUGGACACGAUCAACGGCGUGGCUCGCUGUCCGUACGACCCGCGGCAGAGCAGCGCCACGCUGCUCACGGCGCGCGGGGAGCUCUACGCCGCCACCGCCGUCGAUUUUGCCGGCCGCGACCCGGCGCUCUACCGGAGCCUCGGCGGGCAGCCCACCCUGCGCACCGCGCAGUACAACUCUCGCUGGCUCAACGAGCCGAACUUCGUGCUGGCGUGGGAGGCGGGUGGCUUCGUGUACGCGGCGUUCCGCGAGCUCGCCGUCGAGCAGGAGUGCGGGCGGCGCGUCGUGUCGCGCGUCGCCCGCGUCUGCGCCAACGACCUGGGCGGCCGCUUCCUGCUGGAGGACACGUGGACGACCUACAUGAAGGCCCGUCUCGACUGCUCGGGGUCGUCGUCUGGAACGGCCUCUUCUGGAGCCGGGGGAGCCGGAGCCGCCGCCGGAUCCGGAAGUUCGGGUUCGAGGAGAGGCAAUGCGGCGCCCGAGUACCCGGAGCUGCGGAGCGCCGUCUACCUGCCCGAGGCCGGGCUUCUCUAUGGGCUAUUUUCCACCAGCGGGAGUGGUCCGCAGGCAUCGGCGGUGUGCGCGUACAACAUCAGCAGCAUCGCGGAGGCCUUCAACGGACCCUUCAAGUACCAGGAGGGCCCACGUGCAGCGUGGAUGGUCCAUCCCAACCCCAACCCCAACUUUCAGUGUGGCCGAGUGUCCGAGGGCCCCAACGUGAACCUGACAGAGCGUAGCCUGGCCGACGCUCAGCGUCUGCUGCUCAUGUCGGAGGCCGUCGCUCCGCUCGGGGGGCGUCCCGUCGUCGCCCAGCCUGGGGUGCGCCUCUCCCACGUGGCCGCUCACAGCAUGGCGGCAGCGGCGGCCUCCUCGUCCGGCCGAACGGCCGUCCAACACAUCCUCUACCUGGCCACAGAGCGUGGCACGGUUCAGAAGGUGGCAGCCGCCACUGGAUGCGUCAUCGACGAGAUGGAGCUCCUCCCAGCCGUCCAGCAGCAGCCAAUCAGAGCGCUGCGCGUGGACCCAGGGGGCGAGGCUCUGUUUGUGGGCGUGGACGGCGGCGUUCUGCGCCUGCCACUCGAGAGAUGCUCCACGCACGGCACAGAGAGCGCGUGUCUGCGGGCACGAGACCCCUACUGUGGCUGGGAUGGGAUACUGAGAAGCUGCAUUCGAUUCCGAGAAAACUGGGAUGGCAGAAGAUCGUGGAGACAGGAUGUCACCUCCUGCCCGGUGCGCAACCUGACCGUGGACGGCGGGCCGGGACCCUGGUCGGCGUGGGAGCCGUGCCAGCACUGGGACGGCGACGUGGGGGGGGGCUCCGCGGGGGGGGGCUCCGCGGGGGGGGGCUCGUCCUGCCAGUGCCGCCGCCGGGCGUGCGACUCCCCGGUCCCCGGCUGUGGGGGGCGGCCCUGCCCGGGGCCCAACGUGCAGGUGGCCAACUGCUCCAGGAAUGGCGGCUGGACGCCGUGGUCCACGUGGUCAGGCUGCAGCGCGUCAUGCGGCAUGGGCUUCCAGGCGAGGCAGCGCUCGUGCAGCAACCCCAGCCCGCGGCACGGGGGCCGCGUGUGCGUGGGGCAGAGCCGGGAGGAGAGAACACACAAGCAGACAAAACGGCAGUACUACUGGUUCUGCAACGAACGCGCCCGCUGCCCCGUGCCCGCGUCGUGGGCGCCGUGGGGCCCCUGGGAGCCGUGCAGCGCGCCCUGCGGGGGCGGCACGCGCACGCGGAGGCGCACGUGCACCGCCGACGACGCCGGAGACACCGCCUGCACCGGCUGCGACGCGGAGCACGAGGCGUGCAGCCUGGACCCGUGCCCCGAGACGCGGCGCAGCACGCCGUGGACCCCCUGGGUGCCCGUGGCGUCAGGCGGCAGCGGCGGCGGCGGCAAUGUGUCGGCUCGAGGGCGGCACGAGCAGCGCUUCCGCUACACGUGCCGCGCUCGCCUCGCCGAGCCCGGCGGGCUGGACGCGAGCCGGCGCAAAGUGGAGAUGCGCUUCUGUGCCGCCGCCACCGCCGGCACCGCCGGUGGUGCUGACGAGUGCUCCAUAGAGGGCGACGUGGGGCUCCGUGCCGGGGGGGCGGCAGCCGCCAGCACCGCGUGGUCUCCCUGGGCCGCCUGGUCCCAGUGCUCGCACCGAUGCGGCCGCGGCUUCCGCAGCCGCAGGCGUCUGUGCGGCGCCGGAGCGGCAAUGAUGACGGGACAGCAGCAGCAGCAGCAGUCGCAGCAGCAGCAGUCGCAGCAGCAGCAGCAGCAGUGCCCCGGAACCCCGACAGAGUUCCAGGAAUGCAACCUGCAGGCCUGCCCAGUGGACGGCGGCUGGUCGUGCUGGAUCAGUUGGUCUGCGUGCUCGGCCACGUGUGGAGGGGGCCACCGGCAGCGCAGCCGCGCCUGCACGCACCCCCCGCCGGCACACGGAGGGGACAUCUGCCUGGGCUUGCACACGGAGGAGGCCCUGUGCAACACGCAGAGCUGCCCAGACGGCUGGUCGGAGUGGAGCACGUGGAGUGAGUGCGGCGUCUCGGGAGGACGGCGUUUCCGCUCGCGCCUUUGCACCGCGCCCUUUCCCGACGUCCGCCGAUGUCCGGGCAACAGCACGGAGGAAAGGGGCUGCCCCCUUCACCCCAAUGCCAUCGAAAUACCAGUAAAUGUGGCGUACUCGACAAAGGAAGACAAAAGGAAAUGUGGAGAGUUCUCGCUGGCGCACGUGGUGGCGGCCGGCCUCACCUGCGGGCUGCUGGGCUGCCUGCUCGCGCUGCUGCUCGUGAGCUGGCGCCGCCGCUGCUGCUACUGCUGCGGCGGCGACGCUGCAGCCAGGGGCGGCGGAGCAUCGCGCGGGGCCACGCUGGCCCUGGCUCGCCUGCCACGCGGCCCUCCGCCGUCGACGGGCCUCCUCGCCGGGCCGCUCCGCGCCCCCGGCGGGCAGGGCCCCGCGCCGCUGAACCCCGGGCUCAGCCCCGCGCUCAGCGGGCUCAACACGAGCAAGCUGGACAAGUACGACUCGCUCGAGGCCAUCAAGGUUCUCAACAAAAAUUACCUGAUGAACGAAGAAAACGCCAAGUGCAUCAACUCGCACAUCCACACCACGAAGACCUUCGCCAACACUCUCUACUCCGACCUCAAGAAAUACGACGACUACUGAAGAGAACCAUUAAAGGUGCAGCCGCUCGUUCAACUCCUCCUCCUCCUCGUCAAGUUAUCUCGUGCAAUCGAUUUGCGCAUAAGCAGCAGCUCACUUCGAGGCUGCAAGCUAAGGAGAAUGUGGAAUUUACGAAACUCAAGGUCGGAG